This is a messenger RNA of Symbiodinium sp. CCMP2456, 546 nucleotides long. Lineage: Eukaryota; Dinophyceae; Suessiales; Symbiodiniaceae. The record is from the annotation of a GenBank genome assembly.
AUGAAGACCAUCUACCUCACGGCGCCGCUGGAGCUGGGGCCCUGGUUCCAGCACAUCUCCACCUUCUUCGUCCGGCCCCUGGACGAGGAGUACAUCGACUUGUCGGCCGAGGUCGCAUUGCUGUCGCGAAACGUGAAGAUUCAGGGAGAUCCGACAUCCGAGCUUGACCAGUGGGGUGGUCACACGCAGGUGGCGUUUGGCGGCAUCUACCGCAUCGAGAACGCUGAGUUUUACCGCAUGGGUCAGACCGGAGAGAUGUCUCGGUACCCGAUCCACUUCCACAUCACCCAGGACUACGGCCAGUUCUGCUAUGCCAAGUACAACUCCAUUCAUCACAGCUUCCAACGUGCGCAGAUCUCAGAGACUCUGCCGCCACCUCCGGGUAACGCUGCAGGCAGCAGCUUUUCAGAAGCAGUUGCAGAAGUACAGCUCGGCAAGGCGGUGGCCGUGCACAGCACCAACUACGUGCUGGUGAAGGGCAACGUGGCCUUCGACAUCAUCGGGCACAUGCUCCUGUCUUGGCAUGUGGUUGCCAUGUCCUGCUAA